Thalassophryne amazonica is the source of this 2176-nucleotide messenger RNA. RefSeq names its product prolyl 4-hydroxylase, beta polypeptide (gene p4hb). Gene Ontology annotation, molecular function: protein disulfide isomerase activity. The record is from RefSeq and is a predicted model, not a curated record. Lineage: Eukaryota; Metazoa; Chordata; Actinopteri; Batrachoidiformes; Batrachoididae. Gene Ontology annotation, cellular component: endoplasmic reticulum. Gene Ontology annotation, biological process: response to endoplasmic reticulum stress; protein folding. The transcript has 11 exons. Bases 1 to 1542 code for a protein of 513 amino acids.
AUGUUGAAGUUUUUCUUGCUGUUUUGCGCGCUAGCUGCGUCCAGCUGGGCUGACAUCGCUGAGGAAGACGAUGUCCUGGUGCUGAAGAAAAGUAACUUUGAUGAGGCUUUGAAAGCUCAUCCCAACAUCCUGGUCGAGUUUUAUGCUCCGUGGUGCGGCCACUGCAAGGCCCUCGCUCCUGAGUAUGCCAAGGCUGCCGGCAUGCUGAAGGCUGAGGGUUCAGAUAUUCGUCUGGCUAAGGUGGAUGCCACAGAGGAGACUGAGCUUGCCCAAGAAUUUGGCGUUCGGGGAUACCCCACUAUAAAGUUCUUCAAAGGUGGGGAGAAGACCUCACCAAAAGAGUACUCUGCUGGGAGACAGGCUGACGAUAUUGUUGGCUGGUUGAAGAAGCGCACGGGCCCAGCAGUGGCAGUCCUGUCAGAGGUCACAGAGGCAGAGUCUUUGAUUGCUAACAAUGAGGUUGUGGUCCUUGGCUUCUUUAAGGAUGGAAAUUCUGAUGAUGCCAAGGCCUUUGAGAGUGCAGCUGAAGCUACAGAUGAAAUUCCCUUUGCCAUGACAUCUGAAGAUGCUGUUUACUCGAAGUUUGAGGUGUCCAAGGAUGGUAUUGUCCUCUUCAAGAAGUUUGAUGAGGGCCGCAAUACAUUUGAUGGAGAGGUGACCAGAGACAACAUCCUGGCUUUUGUGAGGGCCAACCAACUUCCUCUGGUCAUUGAAUUCACUGAGCAGACUGCCCCUAAAAUAUUUGGUGGGGAAAUCAAGUCCCACAUCCUUAUGUUUUUGCCUAAAGCUGCAUCAGACUUCCAGGAGAAAAUGGACCAUUUUAAGAAAGCAGCAGGUGGCUUCAAAGGUCAGAUCCUCUUCAUUUUCAUCGACAGUGAUGUGGAUGACAACCAGCGCAUCCUAGAGUUCUUUGGGCUGAAGAAAGAAGAGUGUCCUGCCAUCCGUCUCAUCACUCUAGAAGAUGAAAUGACAAAGUACAAACCUGAGAGUGAUGUCAUUACAGCAGAGAGUAUCACUGAAUUUUGCAAACUUUUCACAGAAGGAAAACUCAAGGCCCACCUCAUGAGCCAGGACAUCCCCGAUGACUGGGACAAAAACCCUGUUGCAGUUCUGGUUGGCAAGAACUUUGAGGAGGUCGCCUUUGAUCCAAAAAAGAAUGUCUUUGUGGAAUUUUAUGCACCUUGGUGUGGCCACUGCAAGCAGCUAGCUCCCAUCUGGGAAAAGCUUGGUGAGAAAUACAAGGACAGCGAUGACAUCAUUGUGGCCAAGAUGGACUCCACAGCCAAUGAGAUUGAAACGGUCAAAGUCCACAGCUUUCCUACUCUAAAGUUCUUCCCUGCAGGAGAAGAGCGCAAGGUAAUUGACUACAAUGGAGAGAGAACACUGGAAGGAUUCACAAAGUUUCUGGAGAGUGGCGGCACAGAGGGUGGCGCCCCUGCUGGGCAAGAUGAGGAUAUUGACUCAGAUGAUUUGGGUGACAUGGACAUGGAAGGUGAAGAUGAUUCUGAUGGUGAGGGUGGCGAUGACCAUGACGAGUUAUAAGAGGUGGCAAAGGAGAGAAGAGAUGAGUCCCACCCCAUCACUUCCAACAAGUUGCCAUCACAAACUUCACUUCCUCAUUGAACAUUAAUACUUCUUACUUACUCACCUCUCUGUCAGACUGGUCUUGUCCCAACUGGGUGGGACUCAGUGGAACAGCACCACCUCUGUGGGAAGACCUCAAUGCCUUCUCGACAAAGCUCCACAUCAACUGUUUGCCUUUAUCUUCUGAACCAAAUGUGUGUGUGUGUGUGUUGGGGGGGGGGUGGCAUUGGCAUUGACAUCCAGUUUUAAAAAUGUUUACGAACCUGAAGGUUUUGCUCCCCUUCUGUCAAAAACCCUGGUCAUUGGGUGUGAUUAUAUUGUUUUGGGGAGAGAUCAGUGUUCUUCUCCCUGUAAAUGUAGAGGACCACAGUUUAAAGGACUGACUUCUCAGGGGCCAAGGUGCCAUUCUGUAUGUUGGGGUUUUUUGUCUUGAUUAAAACACCUAAUGGGCUCAUGUGGUGCUGCACAGAAGGCCCUCCCCAGUCUAAUCUGAAACGAAUAUUUUUGUUGGUGGGGCAUUCCUUUUUUUUUUUUCCUUCUUCUCCUGUAUUCAUUCCCUUCUCAAACUUCAGCACUGCUACUGACCAUUUUC